Chanos chanos (milkfish) is the source of this 1287-nucleotide messenger RNA. RefSeq names its product ankyrin repeat and SOCS box containing 18 (gene asb18). The transcript has 5 exons. The record is from RefSeq and is a predicted model, not a curated record. Gene Ontology annotation, biological process: intracellular signal transduction. Gene Ontology annotation, cellular component: cytoplasm. Gene Ontology annotation, molecular function: protein binding. Bases 1 to 1287 code for a protein of 428 amino acids. Lineage: Eukaryota; Metazoa; Chordata; Actinopteri; Gonorynchiformes; Chanidae.
AUGUCUGAAGACAUCAAAUUGGAUUACCCUCUCCAGUCUGAUUUUGUACAGACUCUUAAUGAAGCACUGGAUAAAAGAGACCUUAAAUGUGUGGAAGAUCUUCUUAGAAGAGUGACUCCAGAGAACCCCAAUGCUAUCAUUGAGCUGUCAAAUGAUGACUGGAAGAAAGAUCCUGCCGUAGAGCUCCCUCCAGCUGUGUUGCUAGGGCUGUGGUCAUUGGAGUAUAAGCGAGAACUGACCAGUCCUUUGUGCAUUGCUGCUGCACAAGGCUUCAGUGAGUGCCUACAGUACCUCCUCGAGCACGGAGCCCAUCCCAACCUCUGCGCGGGUGGAAAGACAGCACUCCAUGAGGCUUGUGCUAACAGCAACACUGAGUGUGCAGAGCUGCUACUGGAGCAUGGUGCGAAUCCCAACCUGCUGACGGAAGAGGGCGUGACAGCCUUACACUUGUGCAGGACACCUCAGUCACUCCGCUGUGCUAAGGCACUGGUGCGACAUGGAGCCAAAGUGAACCUUUCCAGUGAGGAGGAGGAAGAAACCCCUUUACACGUGGCAGCCAGAUUCGGCCUUCCACACCAUGCUCAGCUUUACCUGCGAUAUGGGGCUUCUGUCAACCACACAAGCUCCUCAGGUGAAUCCCCACUGGGACUGGCUUGCGCUGAAGCCCAGGAAAAACACAGCGAUGAUCAGGAUGAAAGAUACCUCCAGCUGUGUCGGCUCUUGCUGUCGUACGGAGCGAACGUGAACCUGGCUGACCGAGAGCGCCGCACGCCGCUGCACAAGGCCGCACGAAACGUGCAACAUGCCUUGGUGGAGCUUCUUCUGGACCAUGGCGCUGACAUCAAUGCUAUUGACUACAACGGAUGCUCCCCCCUCUCUUGUGUACUGCAGAGUUCUGUGAUCCGGCAGGAGUGGCAACCUCACACUGUUGUUCAGACCUUGUUAAACCGCGGCUCCAUCAAAGUGUGGCCUCAGGCCCUGCUUAAGGUUUUGACAGCUUGCGCAGCCGCCCCUAAAACUGUAGAGAUCCUGUUCAACUCCUAUACCCUUGUUCCUGUGACCUACAAGUGGGUGAAGGCCAUCCCAGAGGAGAUGUUACAGCUGCACAGGUCCUUUUACGAAUCACUGUUUGCACUGGACCACACACCCCGCAGUUUACAGCACCUGUGUCGCUCGGUGGUCAGGAAGCACUUUGGGAAAAACUGUUAUCUCCUCCUUCCCAGGCUACCCAUCCCCAAAGCACUGCAACUCUACCUUCUCUUAGAACCUGAGGGUUUCAUUUACUGA